AGCCAGCCGAGCCGACCAGGAGCACACGGGGCGGCCAGGGCAGACACCACGGCGGGCCGCACCGGCCGCAGCCUCACAUCUCGCACUCACGCGACUCGUCUGCCGUUCCGAACGUUCGGUUCGGGUCGGACCUCGCUUCGGCUUCUUCGGCACCGAGUUCGGCCGAGUGCGGUGACGAGUGAGUGACAGUGACCGAGCGAGCAGCGGGUGCCCAAGCCGCGCCCCGCAGACCCCUCCUCAGUCGUCGACAUGGAGUUGUUGCGGCUGGCGGUCUUCGCCGUCCUGGCCCUCGCGGCCUGCGUCCACGGACGCCCCCACGCCGAGAAGGCCCCCGUCUGCGGCUACGAGUCGUGCCCCAAGCCCAAGCCCGGCGUGCUCAACGUGCAUCUGGUGCCCCACACUCACGAUGACGUCGGCUGGCUCAAGACCGUCGACCAGUACUACUAUGGAAGUCAAUCACUUACCCAGAAGGCCGGCGUGCAGUACAUCAUCGACUCGGUGGUGAACGAGCUCCUCCACGACCCCAGCAAGAGGUUCAUCUACGUGGAGACCGCCUUCUUCUGGAAAUGGUGGAAGAACCAGCACGACACCCGCCGCCACCAGGUCAAGAAGCUGGUCGACAGCGGCCGCCUCGAGUUCAUUGGCGGCGCCUGGUCCAUGAACGACGAGGCCGUCACCAACUACAUGUCCAUCAUCGAUCAGUUCUCCUGGGGCCUCCGGAAGCUGAACGAGACCUUCGGCCAGUGCGCCCGCCCGCGCGUCGGCUGGCAGAUCGACCCCUUCGGCCACUCCCGCGAGCAGGCGUCGCUCUUCGCCCAGAUGGGCUACGACGGCCUCUUCUUCGGCCGCCUCGACUACCAGGACAAGCUGCACCGACUGGGCGCCAAGAACGGCGAGAUGAUCUGGAAGGGCAGCGCCAACCUGGGCAAGCAGGCCGAGCUGUUCACCGGCGUCCUCUACAACACGUACAGCCCGCCGCCCGGCUUCUGUUUCGACGUGCUGUGCGCCGACGAGCCUAUCAUCGACGACAAGAAGAGCCCCGACUACAACCUGGAGACCAAGGCGGCAGAGUUCAUUGCCCUGGCCAGGGCUCAGGUGGCUAACUACUCCACUAACAACGUCAUCAUGACCAUGGGAGAGGACUUUCAGUACCAGGCGGCUCACAUGUGGUAUCUCAACCUGGACAAACUGAUUGGGUACAUCAACAACCACAAGACCGAGGAGAAGGUGAACCUGUUCUACUCCACCCCGUCGUGCUACCUCAAGGCUGUCCACGACUCCAACAACACCUGGACCACCAAGGACGAUGAUUUCUUCCCCUACGCUAGCGACCCCCAUGCGUACUGGACCGGCUACUACUCUUCCAGGCCCACCAUCAAGUUCUUCGAGCGCCAGGGAAACAACUUCCUGCAGGUGUGCAAGAACCUGUACGCCCUCGCCGACCUGGGCCCCGAGGACAUGGCCGACCUGGACGCCAUGCGCGAGGCCAUGGGCGUGAUGCAGCACCACGACGCCAUCACCGGCACCGAGAAGCAGCACGUGGCCGCCGACUACAGCCGUCUGCUCGCCAGGGGCUUCGAGGAGUGCGGCAUCGCCACCAAGGCGGCGCUCAACAAACUGAUCCGCAAGAACACCGUGCCCGUCUACGACGUGGGCUCCUCGAGCUCCGAGUCCGAAGACCGCUCCGAGUCCGUGGUGCUGGUCGGCGCCGACGCGCGCCGCGCCGUGGCCGCCCGCGAGGGCGACGACGACCUGGUGCCCUUCCAGAGCUGCCUGCUGCUCAACCAGAGCAUGUGCGACGUGUCCGAGAAGAACGACAAGUUCGUGGUGACCAUCUUCAACCCCCAGAGCCACAAGAUGUCCCAGUUUGUGCGCAUCCCCGUGCCCAACGCGUCCGGCUACAGCGUGCGCUGCCCCAUGGGCCACGAGGAGGCCUCCCAGGUGGUGCCCAUCCCCGAGGCCGUGCUGCGCAUGCCCGGGCGCGUCAUGAGUGCCGCCCGCUACGAGCUCGUCUUCAAGGCCGACAACCUGCCGCCCAUGGGCUUCCGCUCGUUCUACGUGAGCCACGAGGGCAAGAAGGAGCACCACCGCGAGCCUGUCGCUGCCGAGGGAGACGACGCGCUGAGCGUGUCCAACGAGCACGUCCACGUCGAGCUGGACCCCGAGACCGGGCUGGUGCGUCACAUUCGCGCGGGCGGCGUCAACGUGUCGUUGGAGCAGAACUUCUUCUACUACGAGGGCAUGAGCGGCAACAACGAGGAGUUCCGUAACCGCUCCUCGGGCGCCUACAUCUUCCGACCCAACGGCACCGCGUUCCCCGUGGCCGACAAGGCCACCGUCAAGUCCUACAAGGGCGACCUCGUGCAGGAGGUGCACCAGGUCUACAACGAGUGGGUGAGCCAGGUGAUCCGACUGUACGCCAACGAGAAGCACGUCGAGUUCGAGUGGAUGGUGGGUCCCAUCCCCGUCGACGACAGCAUCGGCAAGGAGGUCAUCAGCCGCUUCACCGCCAAGGGUCUCAACACCCAGGGCGUUUUCUACACCGACUCGAACGGCCGAGAGAUGCUCAAGCGCCAGCGCAACCAGCGGCCCUCGUGGAAGCUGAUGUUGGCCGAGCCCGUCGCGGGCAACUACUACCCCGUCACCUCCAAGAUCAGCGUCCGCGACCCCGCCAAGAAGCUGUCCCUCGCCGUGCUCGUCGACCGUGCCCAGGGCGGCAGCAGCCUCGGCGAUGGCGAGAUCGAACUCAUGGUCCAUCGCCGCCUUCUGCACGACGACGCGUUUGGCGUUGGCGAGGCCCUCAACGAGGAGGCGUUCGGCAAGGGCCUGGUGGCGCGAGGCACCCACUACGUGUUGGGUGGAGCUGAUGGCGAAGCUGUGGGCCGGCGCAGCUUGGCCGGACAGGAGCGCAUGCUGGCCUUCAAGAAGCUGGUGCAGCCCUGGACUUUCUUCACAACCGUGGACAAGGACAUGAGCUUCGACAAAUGGCAGAAGACAUACAACAUGGAGUUCUCUGGCCUUAAGAAGUCUUUACCACACAAUGUCCACAUCUUAACCCUGGAGCCUUGGAAGGCAAAGACUCUUCUCCUUCGUCUGGAGCAUUUUGUUGAGAAGGGAGAAGACCAUGAACUUUCAAAGGUCGCCACUGUCAAUGUCGAGGAUAUGUUGAGUCCUUUCAAGAUUCUUCGUAUUAGGGAGACUACCCUAGGAGCUAACCACUGGUUGAAGGAUUCAGAGAGGUUGAAGUGGAAGUCAGAGUCAAAUGCUAUUGAUGAAGAGGAAGAGACUGUGCAUGUGCAGGAAGAGACAGACUUCAAUGUUCAGCUCAAGCCAAUGCAAAUUCGCACAUUUGUGAUUGAUAUCAACAACUGAAGUGUGGAUCAAAACUUGCUAUUCUAGUCUUCACACACCCUUUUGACUUAUCUGUGUUUCUAAUUUAUUGUAAUUAAUGUGGAAGACUGAGCUGCAAUUUGCAGAUUAAAAUAUUUAUAGGUCGUGCUAUCACUUAAGUUUGUGUCAAAGAGCAUAAUACUUUGACUCACUCUUGAUUGAUGGUUCUUUUGUAAAGUGAUAAAUAGAAAUUAGAUUAAAUCAAA
Molecule: messenger RNA, 3596 nt
Organism: Frankliniella occidentalis (western flower thrips)
Lineage: Eukaryota; Metazoa; Arthropoda; Insecta; Thysanoptera; Thripidae
Gene: LManII
Product: lysosomal alpha-mannosidase
Exons: 12
Coding region: 250-3372 (1040 amino acids)
Biological process (GO): mannose metabolic process
Cellular component (GO): lysosome
Molecular function (GO): alpha-mannosidase activity; carbohydrate binding
Source: RefSeq, a predicted model, not a curated record